AAAGUCGUAAAUCUGGCGCCGAGGGAGCCAGCGGAAAAGGGUUCAGCAGGUGUCGAUGGGGGAGUUGAAAAUCUCUCAGAUCUAUUCGUUGGUGGGAAUUUUGUCGAGGAGAUCAAUGAGACAUCCACUGAGGCGUUCAUCGUGUAUCCAGGUCCGGAAGAUGUCACAAUCAGACGUCCUUCAGAAGGAAUCUAUCAGCAAUCCGUGACUCUCACGGCUCGCAUGUGGCCACCCGUUGAGGCAGGUCCGCAAAGGACAGUGUGGGGUUUGCCAGCUGUUGUCUGGGGAGUCGUUAUUGGUUGUACUGUGGUUGGUGUGCUCGUUCUGGCCACACUCUUCUUCUGCUGCUGGCUUCUUCCGCGAAGCCGAAAGUUUCUCAGCCCUUCUCGCUGUGGAGCUGCUGUCACCAGCUCAUCAGCAGACGCAGGAGGAGGAAUUAUAAAAAUUUUAUGUAUUUUUGAAGUGGCUCACAACCCGCAACCUUGGACAGGUAUUCCUGCUCAAUAUUCUGCUCCAGCUCCUUCAAUGCCAUCUUCAGCUUCGAAAUCCCACGUGUCACAAAAGGCGCACAAUUUACGGGAUCAAAUGCCUGGGAAUUUUUGUAGUCUUGUGCCAUGUCAGAGCACAAUUCCAGAUACCCAUAAAUCAAUGUGGGCGAUCAAUCCACUCUACGCCUCCAGUUCGGUUCUUAGCGAAUCCGAAGAGUCUUCAUAUAGGACGAGAUCUUUGCCAUCGUGGGGAAAGGGUGCCAAACAGAGACCCGUCUCAACAACGGAUGAUCUCGAGGAACUCUACGCGAAGGUGAAUUUUAGUAAGAAGCGACGGAAUCGCAUGCGAAAUGACGAAGCUGCAAUAAUUGCAUUAUGUCGCUCAAGAUCUCAGAAUUUAGCUGUUUUGCCCCUCGAACGAGAAGGAAUAGUUGUGUACGAUGAGAGGACAGCCCUCUAGAAAAACCUAAACCACCAAUUUAUUAAUUUGGACAUUUUUCUAGAGCACAUGGAUUGUCCCUUGCGAUACUAGUCAUAGUUUAUUACCGGACCAUGGUAAAUAUCAUAUCAACCGAAUUGACAAAUAAUUUCUAGAAAAUCCUAGAUGUGCAAUGAUUUCUUCUAGCCAAUUUCUUUUGUAACUAUCCUGAGGAAUAAAUAAAAUUCUUCAGUAUCGGAUAAA
This is a messenger RNA of Phlebotomus papatasi, 1170 nucleotides long. RefSeq lists its product as uncharacterized. The record is from RefSeq and is a predicted model, not a curated record. The annotation marks the transcript as partial. Lineage: Eukaryota; Metazoa; Arthropoda; Insecta; Diptera; Psychodidae. The transcript has 5 exons.